This is a messenger RNA of Kluyveromyces lactis, 339 nucleotides long. RefSeq lists its product as uncharacterized. The transcript has a single exon. Bases 1 to 339 code for a protein of 112 amino acids. The record is from RefSeq and is a predicted model, not a curated record. NCBI's taxonomy places the organism in Eukaryota, Fungi, Ascomycota, Saccharomycetes, Saccharomycetales, Saccharomycetaceae.
AUGUCCGCAACAGAGAACGUCUAUAGAAUGCUUAUACUCCUGGAGGAGCCAAUAUCCGAAUCGGCUGGCGAUACUAAGAAGAAGCAGAACGCCACACACGAAUUUGUGGACGAACUCCCUCUACCGAUUCAGGUCGAUGAGAUGGAUCUUUUAAAUUCAUGGUUUGACAAGUUUGACGAGAAGAUCUGUAUUCCCAAUGAGGGACACAUCAAGUACGAGAUUAGUAGCGAUGGUCUCAUCGUUCUGAUUUUAGAUAAGAGCAUAGAACAUAUUGUUCAGGAAGUCACAUCGUUCGUAGAGCAAAAUGUCCCUGAGAGUGAGAAAGAGCAAGAUGAAUGA